CCCUACCCCCUUCUUCUGUUGUCAGAUAAGUUACAAAGCGUGGUAGAAAAUGUAAAUAAACAUGCAAAUUCAUAUUAUUUUUAUUCCUGAUAUGUGAAUGACAUAAUAUUCUUUAUGCGGCAUCAAGAUGGAUAACAAAAAUGACAAAAAGAUCGAAGAACAUGUGUAUCCAGAAGGAGGCUACGGUUGGGUGAUAGUAUUUGCCAUAAUUUUACUCAAUGUUAGUUUAUUAACUCUUAUACAAUGUUUUGGAAUCAUUUUUGGAAAAGAUUUCGAACUGAUGGGCGUCACAGCUGCUCAAACUUCAUUUCUACUUCACUUACAAAGCUCACUUUACUGUAUAACUGGUUUUUUUGGAAGUCCGUUAUUAAAAAAAUAUGAAUUUCGGACGGUGGCCUUCAUAGGUACCACAAUAUGGUGCGCAGGAAUCCUUUUAACCAGUUUUGGUAACUCUUAUACUGCCUUUAUCUUCACGAUAUCAGUGUUAACAGGUAUUGGACAAGGAAUCCUAAUGCCGUCCACGUACCUGGCCACAAACUCGUACUUCAAAAAAAGACUGACUCUAGCUGUUAGCAUAUCAACUACUGGUGCUAGUAUUUUUUCUAUCGUUUCUCCCAAAUUAUGUGAUAUUUUAGUUAGUAAGGUAGGAAGAAAAUAUACAAUUUUAGUGUUAUUCGGAUUAUCUCUUCUGUCGUAUGUCGGAUGUUUCUUAAUGAGGCCCAUCCAAAGGAAAAAAGUGGAACAUCCUGAAGAAUUGACCAAAUUGGAAACUAGUCAGCCAAUCUAUACUAACGAAGACUCAAGUAACGUUUAUAAAGAAACUACUCAGCCAAUCAAACGAAACCCAGUACUACUGAAAUUAAUAAACGUCUUUGACUUGGAGCUGCUCAAAAAACCAUCAUUUAUAAUAGCCAUAUUUUCGCUGGGGGUUUCAUUUGCAGCUGAGCUUAACAUGGUUUUGAUGAUGCAAUUCGUACUUCCGGAAUUGUCCAAAUUUAGUCGAACCGAUGUAGCUAAUAUAACUUCAGUACAGUUUAUUUUUGACAUACUGGGGCGAUUGGUGCUCCCAUUUGCUUGCCACAGUAUUCAUGCACCUCCGAAAUGGGUCUAUGCAGGUGCUCUAAUAGCUGCUACAGGAGCUAGGACUAUACUUGCUACAUACGCCCACUCUUUCACAGCAGCUUAUGCUGCGUGUUGCAUAAUUGGAGCUACAAAAGGUUUGAGAGCCGUCUACCAGUCGGUUAUAAUUCCAAAGCUAGUCCCCCUGGAAAAAUUUGUGGCUGCUAAUGGUCUGCAGAUGUUUUUUACUGGAGCUGUAUCUUUAGCCAUUGGUCCUCUCAUAGGUUCCAUUCAUGAUCAUUUUAAUUCUUAUGUACCAGCACUUCACACUUCAUCAAUCUUGUCUUGUGCGUGUGUGCUGCUUUGGAUUUUGGAAGCUAUAUUUUCUAGAAAAAAUGAAAACAAUGAAUGAUAAUUUAAUGUAGGUUUGUGAUUUUUUCUAAAUAAAUAUUGAAAAAUGUUACAA
Diabrotica balteata is the source of this 1525-nucleotide messenger RNA. The record is from the annotation of a GenBank genome assembly. NCBI's taxonomy places the organism in Eukaryota, Metazoa, Arthropoda, Insecta, Coleoptera, Chrysomelidae.